UUUGCUUCCCUUUGCUUCCCAGAGCAGGUGAAUGAGUUGGUGGCUCUGAUCCCCUACAGCGACCAACGGCUUCGUCCCCAGAGAACGAAGCUCUACGUCCUGCUCUCGGUGCUGCUCUGCCUCCUGGUCUCCGGGCUCGUGGUUUUCUUCCUCUUCCCACACUCGGUCCUGGUGGAGGAUGAUGGGAUCAAAGUGGUUCAGGUGUGGUUUGACAGGAAGAACUCUGCUGUCCUUCUGGCCAUCACGGGCACCUUAAGGAUCAGGAACUCCAACUUCUACUCGGUGGCAGUGGCCAGCCUGACCAACCAGGUGCAGUACAUGAACACGGUGGUGGGCACCCAGCAGGUCACCAACAUCUCCAGCAUCCCACCCCUGAGUGACAAACUGGUGAAUUUUACUGUGAAGGCAGAGCUGGGUGGAGCCUUCUCCUACGUGUAUUCCUUCUGCACAUACCCCAAGGUGAAGGUCCAUAACAUCGUGGUCUUCAUGAGGAGCUCGGUGAAGUUCUCCUACGUGGGACACACGACCCAGAGCUCCGUGGAGCGGUACCGGUACGUGGAUUGCAGCUCCAACUCCACGGACCCUCUGGCACCUGGGGCAGCCUGAAGGCACAGCUGGGAUUUCUAGAAGGGCACAGACACCUUUAACUGGAAGCAGUGACCCUGGUGAGAGGCACUUGGAAGCUCUGGGUCCCUUUUGUGCCCUUCCACGUGCCCCAAAACCCUCCGCGUGCAGGAAACGGGUCCCUCCACGGAGCCUUCCCUUUGCUUCUGGAGAAACAGCUUUUUUUGGGUAGGGAAACUGGACUUCAGGGAAACUUCAGGCUCUGAAAUCCCGAAGGUUUCGAGUGUUUUGCACCUGUUUGGAAGCUUGGCACUGCUGGGUGUCCCAGGUUCUCUUGCAGUGGGUUUAUUCCCUUCCUUGCUCAGUGGCAGCGUGUCACUGGGGUGUGUUGGAGCAGGCCUGGAUGCCAAAGGACACUUCUCACUUAGGGACGUGCAGGGAAAGCUUCUGCCUCUGCCACGGGCACUAAAAGGAGGCAAAGGAGUCAAAACCUUUGGAACCACGGUGGUUUUGGUUUGCUGGCAGCUGAGA
Messenger RNA from Neopelma chrysocephalum (saffron-crested tyrant-manakin), 1095 nucleotides. Its product is annotated as transmembrane protein 106C-like. The annotation marks the transcript as partial. The transcript has 6 exons. The record is from RefSeq and is a predicted model, not a curated record. NCBI's taxonomy places the organism in Eukaryota, Metazoa, Chordata, Aves, Passeriformes, Pipridae.